UAGGGCUGCAGGGUUCUGGUUGAUGCACGGGACAAACUGGGGAUCCCUUGGCAGUACACCGAGAAUGAGAAGCACGGAAUGUUUUUGAUGGCUUUUGAAAACAAAGCUGGAAUGCCCAUAGAGCCUGCCACCUUCCAGCUGUAUGUACCUGCACUGGGCGCGCUGUGGAGGGAUUCAGGAAUCAAGGAAGCCUUCAGCCGUCGGAGCGAGUACCAGCUGGGUGAAUCGGUGAAAUACUUCCUGGAUAACCUGGAUCGGAUCGGUCAGCUGAAUUAUUUCCCCAGCAAACAAGAUAUUUUGCUGGCUAGAAAAGCCACCAAGGGGAUAGUAGAGCAUGAUUUCAUCAUUAAAAAAAUACCUUUCAAGAUGGUGGAUGUAGGUGGACAGAGAUCUCAGCGUCAAAAGUGGUUCCAGUGCUUUGAUGGAAUAACUUCAAUUUUGUUUAUGGUCUCCUCCAGUGAAUACGAUCAGGUUCUCAUGGAAGACAGGCGCACAAAUAGACUUGUGGAGUCCAUGAAUAUCUUUGAGACAAUAGUCAAUAACAAGCUUUUCUUUAAUGUUUCUAUUAUCCUAUUCCUCAACAAGAUGGAUCUUCUUGUAGAGAAGGUAAAGACUGUCAGCAUUAAGAAGUAUUUCUCGGACUUCAAAGGCGACCCUCACAGGCUAGAAGAUGUUCAACGUUAUCUGGUGCAGUGCUUUGACAGAAAGAGGAGAAACCGUAGUAAGCCACUCUUCCACCACUUCACCACUGCCAUAGACACUGAAAACAUCCGCUUUGUGUUUCAUGCCGUGAAGGACACGAUCCUUCAAGAGAAUCUGAAGGAUAUUAUGUUGCAGUGAAGGAGAGCAGCCGAUGUUCUGUUAAAAUUUGCCGGAGGGUUAGAUCAAAGUUUUUAUCCUUUCUUUAUGGCCCUUGCAUGUGGUGUAGGACCCGUGCUAAUUACUUGGCUCAGGAAUGCUGUGAACUAGCCAGUCCAAACAGAGGAGCUAUAGGCCGAAGGAGUCAAAUGUUAAUGUUAGCUACUGAAUCAUUUGGACUAGAAACACUACUGAAACAUGGCCGUUAUAGGUUCUGUACCUAGUUUGGAAUGCUGAAUAACACAACCACCUUCUGCCUUCUUAGAAAAAAGAAAUCUCUGACAAACCAUGCGUGGAAGACACGUUGUUUUAAAUGAAUAUGCUCAUUUUUCAGAGACGCUAGUAGUACAAACUGCCUUUUUUUUUUUUUUGUAGUUUGGAGGUGCUGAAUUGAUCAAACUAAUCUAAACGUAAUGAGAUUGGCAGCUGUAUUGGAGAACAUUAAUGGAAGUUCCGUUCUUAACCCGUAGGAAUAUAACCAGAUCUUGUGUGCGUGUUCAGCUUUGCCAAGGGUCUGGAAUCCACUUACCAAGGUGGAUGCACAGCUCUUGUCUGAAGGUUUUGCAUGAGUCUCCUGAGGCAAAAGUCUAAAACUGUAUGAGGAAACCCAUGUUGGAGUAAAUUGGAUG
Molecule: messenger RNA, 1487 nt
Organism: Haliaeetus leucocephalus (bald eagle)
Lineage: Eukaryota; Metazoa; Chordata; Aves; Accipitriformes; Accipitridae
Gene: GNA12
Product: guanine nucleotide binding protein (G protein) alpha 12
Exons: 3
Biological process (GO): Rho protein signal transduction; adenylate cyclase-modulating G protein-coupled receptor signaling pathway
Cellular component (GO): heterotrimeric G-protein complex; brush border membrane
Molecular function (GO): G-protein beta/gamma-subunit complex binding; D5 dopamine receptor binding; GTPase activity
Source: RefSeq, a predicted model, not a curated record